This is a messenger RNA of Haemonchus placei, 363 nucleotides long. The record is from the annotation of a GenBank genome assembly. Lineage: Eukaryota; Metazoa; Nematoda; Chromadorea; Rhabditida; Trichostrongylidae.
AUGGAACGUUUGGAAGGCUCGGUAACGAAACGUCGUUUGCAAUUAAGGACCCAGAAGGAGGAUAAUACAAAAGUGAGUUUGCGAUCUGGAAGAGACAAAAGCCCGACAGUGGGACUCGACAAAGAGAACGACAUCAUCGAGAUUGCAAAAAGCAGCAAACACUACGCAGCAUCUCAUUUUGGCGCUGCCACUGAUAGAUCCAGCGGAUGGCAUGAAUACAGUAUCCCCAACCUUUCGAUUGAUGCGAGGUUGGUUGACCUGACGGUCCCUAUCCGAGCUGUAAUGCCGGUCAUCGGGGAGAAGGAUAAGAGGGGAACGGGUAUAAGGGAAAAGAUGAAAAGCGAAGAUAAAAGCAUGAAGUAA